AUGGGACUCAAGGAGCAGUUCAUUAAAAUUGAGCCUGGUACAGCUCUUGUUUCAGAGUACUUCGAAACAUCAAAAGGAAUAGCAGAUGAAUUGGCUUGGAUAGAUUCCCACGUUCUCAAUGAUAAUAUUACAGUUUAUAUUUUAAAUGGACUUGGCACUGAUGAAGCCGCUCCUAAACGAGGGGAAAAUAGUGCUACCAACAUAGCCAUGACAACCAACAACAUCGGCUUCAAAAGAAACGGUAAUCAAUCUCAACAAGGACAAAUGUAUAACAAUACCAACUUCAGUAGUUUUAGUGGCUGCAAUGGAAAUAAUUUAAACACCUACAAAAUCCCAAGGGCAACACAGUAA
Messenger RNA from Fraxinus pennsylvanica, 351 nucleotides. Lineage: Eukaryota; Viridiplantae; Streptophyta; Magnoliopsida; Lamiales; Oleaceae. The record is from the annotation of a GenBank genome assembly.